AUGAAUUCAGGAAGCAAUUCUACUGCUUCCGUUGGCAGCAACAGAGCUGCUACCGCUUCUGUCAGUUGUAGAGAUAGUUUAAUUUCCGUCACUAGAAAAAAACCAACUUCUUCUUCGUCAGGAAGAAGAACACAAUCCCGAGAAGGCUUUUAUGGUUCCAAUAGUAAUGGUUCGAGUGUGUCAAGUAAUAUAAUUGGACCAACUAGUGCAGUUGAUUCUUGGGCACUUGGCAACUCUGAUUUGGAACCUGUUGGAGCCAUUCCAAGAAAUUCAUCGACAUUAUCCAUACGAUCAAAAACAUCUGUGGAUUGUGAUAGUGGAACAACAACUAAUCAUAUUUCUUUACCUGACAUUGGAAUGAGUCGUUCAAAAUCUGAAAAAGAGAGAACAAAACAAUUACUAUUAAAAGACGAUCAAGAAUUUAUUGAAAAAUUAAAACUUAAAGUUGAGGAACAACAACUUGAACUUGAAAAGAGUAAUGGAUCAUUGGAACAAAUUCAACGAAAUUUUGAACAAUUAUCAGCAAUGUACAAGAAUGAAAAAGCAAAAUCAGAAAGUAUUCGAUUAGAAAACGAGAGAUUAAAAGACGAGAGUGCAUCUCUAAGAGCAAAUAUCAAUUCGUCGUUCGUUUCUAAGGUUGCCUAUCAAGAAGUGGAACAACAAUUAAAUCAUUUAUUUACUAAAUUGAAAGAAAAAGAAGAAUUCAAUUCAGAACUGGAAAAAGAAAAUGCCACUCUAAAAGCGAACCUUUUUGAUUUGAAUGUAAAGAUAAAAAAUAUGAUUCAAGAAUUAGACACUUCAAGAAGAGAAAUCGAUCAUCAAGGUGUUGAAUUUAAGAAGCAAUCAGAUCUAUUGAAAUUAGAAACCAAAGUAUUGAAUGAUCAUUUAUCGAGUCACAAGACUGAACUGGAAGAUAAAAAGAUGGAAAUCAUUCGACUUGAAGCAAGACUCAAGGACAAAGAAAGAAAUAUUGUUGCUCUUCAACAAGUCUUGUCUCAAAAAGAUAGCCAAGCUCAAGAAUACAAAGAAAAAUUAUUGACUUUAGAAAAGAAUCAAGAAGCUGCAAACUCUCGCUUGAAAGAAAAAUUAAAUGAAGAUUAUGAAAACAAUGUCAAGCAAUUGGAGUCUAAGAAUAAGGAGAAUAUUCGAUACAUUAAUGAUUUGAAAAAUCAAAUUUCAGAAAUGAAAACACAACUACGGGAUAAGGAUCACUCUGAGAAAGAGUCACAACAACAAGUCAGAAAUUUACUCGAUGAAAUUGAAAAUUAUGUUUCCAUCGUUAAAAAAUUAGAAGAAGAGGUUUCCAUUCUGAAAAAUGAUCGAAAGGAAAUGGCACUUGAAAAACAAGUGAAGGAUCUCGCCAUACAAAAUUCUGAUUUGUUAAAACAGAUCGAAAUGAUGUCAUUGCACAAGAAAAAGUUAGAAGGUGUAUCCAAUGAGAAAGAAAAACUUGUUCAAUUAGUCACAACAUUACAACAUGAAAAUGCUGAACUUGCAUUACAGGUUGAAACACUCUCUCGAAAAGAUCAAGAUGAAGCUCAUAUCUAUUCCGAAUUAAUGAAAGUAAGAGAAGACAAUGAAGAACUCACUCAGAAACUAGAGGAAACGACUCACAAACUUUUCGAACUUGAAUCCUCAAUGAAACUCUUUGAACACAAAGUACUCGAUUUGGAGAGUUUACUCAAAACGAAGGAAGAGUCUAUUGAAAUUCUAAAUCUAAAAACAAAUCAAAAGGAAAAAGAAUUACGUGAAAAAGAACAAGCACAUAAGAAGGAUAUUGAAAAAGAAAGGGCCAUUUGGAAAGAAGUGACUCUCACAAACACACAACUUGAAUCAACCAUUUCCAAUUUAAGAGCUGAUCUUGAAAAAUUGCAAAAAGAAAUGAAUGACAAUAAGGAACACUAUGAAAAACAGAUCAAAAAAGAACAAGUCAUGAUGGAUCAUGUUCAUAAGAAUCAAAAGUAUCUUCAGGCAACCAUUGAAAAGUUAAUCAAAGCAGAAGAAACGACGGUGAGCUCUCUGACGUGUACACAUUGCUUUCAAUUGUUUGAAGAUCCAUGUCUGUUAGUCCCAUGCAGUCAUACCUAUUGUUCACACUGCUGGGAGGCUUUACAAGAAGAAAAUGAGUAUUCAUGUUGUUCUUGUCCAGAGUGCAAUGAAAUGGUGCAGGCAGCGGUGCGAGUGGGUGUGCUGGAUGGAUUGGCAAAGAAGUCAGCGUAUCGAAAAGAGCAACUUCAAAGUGUCUUCGAGUCGGUUAAGAAGUUCUUUUCCAUUCAGUAA
Molecule: messenger RNA, 2280 nt
Organism: Naegleria fowleri
Lineage: Eukaryota; Heterolobosea; Eutetramitea; Acrasida; Naegleriidae
Exons: 6
Coding region: 1-2280 (759 amino acids)
Source: RefSeq, a predicted model, not a curated record